AUGUUUACUUACUCAAUUGUAGGUUUUAACUUAAGAACAGAGGAGACACCCUUGACUAAAAAACUUGAAUAUGCACUCGCCUUUAUCUUGGUUUUACAGUUCAUUAUAGUGAUAUUGAGAGUUGUAACACUUACCGAUGUUAUAAGUACUUUUUUUGAAAUAUGGAUGAUAUAUUUGGGUUAUGUGGUAUAUACUGAAAAACCACCAUGUCUACUUUUUUUAUUUAUUUCGAUAUCAUUUGUAAGAGGAAUUUUAUUGCUUUUAACAACAAUUGAACGGUUAAAGAGGAAUGCAAUUGUAUCUAACGUAACUAUGUUUUCAAAAGUGAUUAAGUUUUCGGAUCCCGAAUUCGUCGAAAAAUUAAGAAUUAUAAUUUUUAUAGCUUCACCAAUACUUUCAUUCCUUGCAUGUAUUAUUAGCUACUAUAUCUUUAAAAAUAUCCAUGUUGUUGAAGAAAUCGAUGAACUGUUAAAUCAAUUCAUAAAUCCUUGGAAUGGAUCAAAUGCAGAGGCUUCAGCUGGGGAAAAUGCAGCAAACGCCACUAAUGAGGCAGGGAUUCCUAGUACAAACACUAAUAUAAACAGUACUAGUGCGCCUUCCCAUGUAAUAUAUACUCCAUUCACAGGAAAAUCAUAUAAACUUAGUGAUAUUUCAUCAUCCAGCUCUACGACUGGAAAGACUGGUAAUUACCCAAUAUAUAAAGGGGCCUAA
Cryptosporidium ubiquitum is the source of this 711-nucleotide messenger RNA. RefSeq lists its product as uncharacterized. The record is from RefSeq and is a predicted model, not a curated record. The transcript has a single exon. NCBI's taxonomy places the organism in Eukaryota, Apicomplexa, Conoidasida, Eucoccidiorida, Cryptosporidiidae. The coding region runs from base 1 to 711 and encodes 236 amino acids.